AUGUCUUCUACCACCUCGUCCUCCUCCACUUCUGAUGACACAGAGACUUUCUCCACAGCCAGAGUGACCAAGGCGGCAGUCACUUUUCCAAGCCUCCAGAGCCCAGAUCGAGCCACUGGGGGACCACAAAAUCGUUCUGUGGCCAUGGAUCCAGGUUCCAGAGGUCUUUUCCAAGCCUCUGGAGCCCAGAUCAGGCCGUGGGGGGCUGUGGACACGUCCCCUGGCCUCAGAUCAGAGCAGCAGCAAGAACCAUGGCAGAGAGGAGACAGACCUUUUCCAGCCUUGGUCUUAGUGCUUUUGCCUGAAAUGAUGAACAUGAUUCCCAGUGCUAAAUGUAGGACUAAUGAUCCUUUGCCUUUUGUUCACAAGCAAUAUCAGUCAGGAGACUUCAUUGUUGUGGACAUUCUCUCUCAGAUCUACAUCUUCUAUACUAUGAUAGAUUUCAGAAAACAUCCUUCUAAGGAACUCUUUGUAGACAUUGUAGUCAUGACUCCAAUGUAUCAACACAUCCUAGCUUUAGAAUUUGCCAUCAUGGAAAUCAAUAGAGAUCCCUCUAUUUUACCAAACUAUACCUUGGGCUUCCACAUUUAUAAUACCUAUUUUGAUCCAAGUUGGACAUACCGUGCCUCAUUGGAACUCUUCUUCACAAAGGGCCAAUUCAUAGCUAACUACAACUGUGAUGCUCAAAACAGACCAAUAGCAGUCAUUGGAGGACCUUCAUCAGACAUUUAUCUAAACAUAGCUAACAUCCUUUCCUUGUUUAAGAUGCCACAGGUAAUAUAUGGUUCUGCUCCUGAAAUUCGCACAAAAGAACAAGCUGCUUUUUAUCAACAGAUGUUACCAAAUAUGGAUGCUCAGUACAAGGGCAUUUCUAAAUUGCUGCUAUAUUUCACAUGGACAUGGGUUGGGAUGUUGUUAGUAGAUAAUGAUAGUGGUGAAAUGUUUCGACAUACAUUUGUUCCCAUGGCUACCCAGAGUGGUAUUUGUUUUGAUUUCAUUGAAAGAUUUCCAAAAACUGUUUAUACAAAUAGUAUUAUAGAGCUGAUAGAGACAGGACUAAAGAUGUACCAAGUGAUUAUGAGAAGUAAUGCCACUGCAGUGGUAGUUCAUGGUGAAUUUGGGAACAUGGUAACUCUAAGAUUUCUUUCCACUAGUUUGAAAUAUAAUGAUUUUCCACUAUGGACAAAAGGUAAAGUCUGGAUCAUGACACUCCAGAUGGGUUUCACAUCACUCCCCUUUCAAAGAUAUAGUGACCUGGUUUUCCUGCAUGGUGCAUUAUCAUUUGUAAUUCACUCAGAGAAGGUGUUGGGAUUCCAUCAAUUUGUUCAAUCAAGAAACCCUAUCUUAGAAAAGGAACAGAGUUUUAUCAAGAUCUUCUGGGAAAAUGCAUUUGAAUGUUCCUUCUCCACCUCUGUGGUAGAAGAGGAAGAUGGGACCAUUUGUACUGGAGAGGAGAAACUAGAGGAUCUCCCUACAUCUGUGUUUGAAAUGGACAUGACUGGCCACAGCUACAGUGUCUACAAUGCCAUCUACAUGGUUGCCCAUGCUUUGCAUGACUUCCAUUCAUCUAAAAUGAAAUGCAAAGCAGGAAAUCUUGAAACCAAGGGGAAAGCUUUUAAUCAAGAUCUGUGGAAGACAAAGCCAUUUUCUCUGUGUAAUGGAAAGUGCCACUCAGGCUACAGUAAGAUCAAGAUAGAAGGAAAACUAUUUUGCUGCUAUGACUGUCUUCACUGUCCAGAAGGGAAGAUUUCUAACAGGGAGGACAUGGAUGAAUGCUUUCAGUGUCCAGAAGAUCAGUAUCCCAAUGAAAAGAACAAUUUCUGUCUCCCCAAAGUUAUAACAUUCUUGAAGUACAAAGAAACUUUGGGUGCUAUUUUGGCCACUUCUGCUCUUUUCUUUUCUUUGGUCACAGUUGGAGUCCUUUGGAUCUUUAUUAAGCAUCAGGACACUCCCAUUGUCAAAGCCAACAACCGGAACCUCACAUAUGCUCUCCUUAUUGCUCUCCUGUUAUCAUUUCUUUGUAUUUUGCUAUUCCUCGGAAAACCUCACAAGGUGACAUGUCUCCUUCGCCAAACUGCAUUUGGCAUCAUUUUCUCAGUGGCCAUUUCUUGUGUUUUGGCUAAGACCGUCAUUGUGGUUCUGGCUUUCAUGGCUACCAAGCCAGGAUCCAAGAUGACCAAAUGGGUAGGGAAAAGACUUGGCACAUUCAUGGCAUCCUGUUGUUCCUUUAUUCAAAUUAAGACUUGUGUCAUAUGGUUGAUCAUGUCUCCCCCAUUUCCAGAUUCUGACAUGAAGUCAAUAGCAGAAGAAAUCAUUCUGGAGUGUAACAAAGGAUCUGCCUUCAUGUUUUAUUGUGUCUUGGGUUAUAUGGGCUUCCUUGCCAUUGUCAGCUUCUCAUUGGCUUUCCUAGCAAGGAAAUUGCCUGAUGCUUUCAAUGAAGCCAAGUUUAUCACUUUCAGCAUGUUGGUCUUCUGUAGUGUUUGGUUGUCCUUUGUUCCAGCAUACUUGAGUUCAAAGGGAAAAUAUAUGGUUGCUGUGGAAAUCUUCUCCAUUAUAGCUUCCAGUGCUGGAUUACUGCUUUGUAUCUUUUCACCCAAAUGCUACAUCAUUGUGCUGAGACCUGAUCUGAACAACAAAGAAUUUUUAAAAAGCAAAACAACAGAUUAA
Protobothrops mucrosquamatus (brown spotted pit viper) is the source of this 2667-nucleotide messenger RNA. RefSeq names its product vomeronasal type-2 receptor 26-like. Gene Ontology annotation, cellular component: membrane. Bases 1 to 2667 code for a protein of 888 amino acids. Gene Ontology annotation, biological process: G protein-coupled receptor signaling pathway. Gene Ontology annotation, molecular function: G protein-coupled receptor activity. The record is from RefSeq and is a predicted model, not a curated record. Lineage: Eukaryota; Metazoa; Chordata; Lepidosauria; Squamata; Viperidae. The transcript is spliced from 6 exons.